AAGCUGUUGUGGCGGGGGUAGAGCUCAAGCUCUGCGCACCUCAUUUUCCUCUCAAUUAGGGUUUUUACCUUCGAAAAGACGUUCGUUCUGGAAUAAUCCUACUGGAGUUUUUGUUGGAGCUUCAACGCCCAUUUCUUGCAUCGAGCUUGAACUUCAAUGGUGCGGUCCAAUGGUGCUAGACUUGCCUACUGGUUUGCCCGAUGCUCCCUCGGCUCGAAGCUUGUUGACGAUUAUUCAAUUAUCUUUAAUGAUUCUUUGCGCCGAGGGAGCUCGCGGGGAUUUGUUUCAGGAAUCUGCAAUUCGUCUCGGGUGUUUGAUUAUGGGAAUUUAGAAAAUGUCAAGCAGAGACAUGGCAUGUGGUGUGGAAUUUUACAUGACAGUUCGGUCUCGAAGAGAUUGUUUCAUGGGACGGGGUCAACGUACAUGGCUGCCAGAGACUAUUAUGACAUACUUGGAGUGAGCAAGAAUGCGAGUGCGUCAGACAUAAAGAAAGCAUAUUAUGCACUAGCAAAGAAGCUGCAUCCAGACAUGAAUAAAGAUGAUGCUGAUGCAGAUAUCAAGUUCCAAGAAGUUCAGAAGGCCUAUGAGGUCUUGAAAGAUGAAGAAAAGCGACAACUUUAUGACCAGGUUGGUCCUGAUUCGUUUGAGCAAGCUGCUGCAGGGGGUGGCCCUGGUGGUCCAUUUGGAGGUGCUGGAUUUGGUAACCCCUUUGAGGACAUCUUUGGCAGUGGCGGUGGCGGUGGUGGAUUUAAUGAUUUUUUCAAGAAUUUCUAUCAGCGUGGUUUUGGCGGCCAGGAUGUCAAGAUGCAACUUGAAUUGUCAUUCAUGGAAGCCGUUCAGGGUUGCACCAAAACUGUGACAUUUCAGGCUGCUGUACCUUGUGAUGCUUGUGGUGGUACUGGUGUUCCUCCUGGAACCAGGCCUGAAACAUGUAAACCAUGUAAAGGCUCUGGAAUGAUAUUCAUGCAGAAGGGCCCGUUUAGGCUUCAGUCCACUUGUACACAGUGUGGUGGAACAGGGAAAACUGUGACGAGCUUUUGCAAAUCAUGUAAAGGAGAUCGUGUUGUGAUGGGAUCAAAAUCAGUCAAGCUGGAUAUUAUGGCAGGAAUUGAUGAUAAUGAAACAAUAAAGGUGUCUAGAAGUGGUGGAGCAGAUCCUGACAGCAAUCAGCCGGGCGAUCUUUAUGUUACCAUCAAAGUCCAAAAAGACUCUGUUUUUCGGAGAGAAGGCUCCGAUAUCCAUGUUGAUGCUGUUUUGAGUAUCACUCAGGCUGUUCUUGGAGGAACCAUCCAAGUCCCAACUCUUACAGGAGAUGUUGUUCUUAAGGUCCGUCCAGGCACUCAACCUGGACAGGCGGUUGUUAUGAAGAGAAAAGGAAUUAAAACCAGGAGUUCUGCAUCGUUUGGAGAUCAAUAUGUGCACUUCAAUGUUAGCAUGCCAACGAAUUUGACAAAAAGACAGCGUGAGCUAAUUGAAGAGUUUGCCAAGGAGGAGCAAGGAGAAUAUGACAAGGGCGCUACUGCUGCUGGAGCAUCUGGCUGAGUACUGGGUCCUGACUGCAUGGCAUUAAAACUUGGUACCUGCACCAGCUGGAAUUUUGUAGGAAAAGUUUAG
This is a messenger RNA of Telopea speciosissima, 1614 nucleotides long. RefSeq names its product chaperone protein dnaJ GFA2, mitochondrial-like. The coding region runs from base 157 to 1542 and encodes 461 amino acids. Gene Ontology annotation, biological process: protein refolding; response to heat. The transcript is spliced from 18 exons. Gene Ontology annotation, cellular component: cytoplasm. The record is from RefSeq and is a predicted model, not a curated record. Gene Ontology annotation, molecular function: heat shock protein binding; ATP binding. Lineage: Eukaryota; Viridiplantae; Streptophyta; Magnoliopsida; Proteales; Proteaceae.